AAGGCGAUCCCUGAAAUGAGUAAGACUCAGAGUUGUUAAAGUUUUUAAAGCGCAGCAGCAGCAGGAGCAGCGGCGGCUCCUGGGGAAAAGGCAGCCAGUUGGAGGGAGCCUGGCCAAGCCGAGGAUCGCGCUGAGCUGAACUCAGCUGGGGUUACAAGCUCAAGGCAAGAAUUCUGACGCUCCCAAGAGACCGGAUUUACCUCCCUGGCCCAGCUCGCCCUACAAUGCGGACUUUCCCCCUCCAGGUCAGGACUGGAGUUUUAAAAUAAAAUGGAUGAUCUGACGUUACUUGAUCUUCUGGAGUGCCCCGUGUGCUUUGAAAAGCUCGAUGUCACAGCCAAAGUCCUCCCCUGCCAGCACACCUUCUGCAAACCAUGCCUCCAGAGGAUUUUCAAGGCCCACAAGGAGCUGAGGUGCCCCGAAUGCCGGACCCUGGUGUUUUGCAGCAUCGAGGCACUGCCAGCCAACCUGCUGCUCGUGCGUCUUCUAGAUGGUGUGCGCUCGGGGCAGAGCUUGGGAAGAGGGGGCUCCUUCCGCAGGCCCAGCAUGCUGACCCUGCAGGACAGCAGGAAAAGCAGGACUAACCCCAGAGGUCUACAGUCCAGCCCUUUCCGCCUGGUGCCUAAUAUCAGAAUCCACAUGGAUGGGGUGCCACGAGCAAAGGCCGUAUGUAACUACCGAGGGCAGAAUCCUGGUGACCUGAAGUUUAAUAAGGGAGAUGUCAUCCUUCUCCGGAGGCAGCUGGAUGAGAACUGGUACCAGGGGGAGAUCAAUGGAGUCAGUGGGAUCUUCCCAGCCAGCUCCGUGGAAGUCAUCAAGCAGCUGCCCCAGCCACCCCCACUCUGCCGAGCUCUCUACAACUUCGACCUACGAGACAAAGACAAGAGUGAGAACCAGGACUGCCUGACCUUCCUCAAGGAUGAUAUCAUCACUGUGAUCAGCCGAGUGGAUGAGAACUGGGCAGAAGGCAAGUUAGGGGAUCAAGUGGGCAUCUUCCCGAUCUUGUUCGUAGAGCCCAACCUCACUGCAAGACACCUCCUAGAGAAGAACAAAGGCCGGCAGUCAGCCCGCACAAAGAACCUGUCCCUGGUGCCCUCAUCCUCCCGAGGCAAAGCAACCAACACACCCACGCUGCGAAGGGGCCCUGGGUCCAGGAGGAAGGGGCCUGGGCAGUUCUCCAUCACAACAGCCUUGAACACUCUCAACAGGAUGGUUCAUUCUCCCUCGGGGCGCCAUAUGGUGGAGAUCAGCACCCCAGUGCUCAUCAGCUCCAGCAACCCCUCUGUGAUUACCCAGCACAUGGGGAAAGCAGACCUUCCUCCCAGCUCUGUGGGACAGGUCAGCACUUACCACCCUGUACCUGCCUCCCCGGGACAUUCCACGGCCAUCGUCAGUGUGCCUGGCUCCCAGCAACACCUCUCAGCGAACAUGUUUGUAGCCCUGCACUCCUACUCAGCCCAUGGCCCGGACGAGCUGGACCUGCAGAAGGGAGAAGGCAUCAGGGUCCUGGGCAAGUACCCGGAUGGCUGGCUCAGGGGCGUCUCCUUGGUCACUGGCAGGGUCGGCAUCUUCCCCAACAACUAUGUCAUCCCCAUUUUCAGAAAGACAUCUAGUUUUCCAGAUUCUCGGAGUCCUGGUCUCUACACCACAUGGACAUUAUCCAACUCCUCUGUGUCCUCCCAAGGCAGCAUUUCAGAAGGUGAUCCCCGGCAGAACCGGCCCUUCAAGUCCGUCUUUGUGCCCACCGCCAUAGUCAGCCCUGUGAGGAGCACGGCCAGCCCGGGGACUGUCGGACGGGGCUCUCUUCGGAAAUCCGGGCGGAGCAGCAUGAGAAAGAGUAAGUGGUGGCAGAGAGAUGGAUCCCUGCAGAGACCCGUCCAGUCAGGGAUCCCCGCCCUUGUGGUGGGCUCCCUCAGACGCAAUCCCACCAUGGUCGUACGGCCUCAGCAGUUCCAGUUCUACCAGCCGCAGGGGGUCCCCUCCUCCCCCUCAACGGUGGUGGCAGAAGUGGGACCUAAGCCCACUCCCACUGGGGAGCCUGCCCUCACGUGCGUCAGCAGGGGCAGUGACACCAGGAUCCGCUCCGCAGCCAGUUCCCUCAUCAUGGAAGGCAAGGAAAUCCCCAUCAAGAGUGAGCCUCUACCUAAACCACCUGCGUCUGCCCCACCAUCGAUCCUGGUGAAACCAGAAAACCCAAGAAAUGGCACCGAAAAGCAAGUCAAAACCGUGAGAUUUCAGAACUACAGCCCUCCUCCCGCCAAACAGUACACCUCCCAUCCCACCGCAGGAAAGCCUGAACAGCCCACCACCCCGAAGGGUUCCCAGCCGGAAGCAGCCCCCUCGGGCCCAGAGAUGAACGUCCUAUUUGCCCACCGAAGCGGCUGCCAUUCCGGACAGCAGACAGACCUCCGAAGGAAGUCAAGUUUGGGCAAGACCGUGACCCCGGUGUCUGCCACUUCGGCCACACAGACCGUGUUUCCCAGCAAAUGAAUCUACGGGUGGCUUUUCCCAGACCCCAAAGAGACCCUGCCUUGGUCAUCUUCCCAGAAGGAGCUAGGAACAACUGGGAUACGGAAGAGAACACAUGAUCUGCUUGGAUGGAAACUGCUCAAUGGGGAGUUUGUGGACCAUGUGAUAGCCGUCAGACAUCAGGGAUGGUACUGGAAUACCAGCAGGCCGGGCUCUGGGACAGAAGGGCAAUAGGAGAAGGAACACGUCUGUCCUCAACUGGAGCAUCCGUGGGUGGUGACCCAGGAUAGGGACCAGCGCGUGACUCACGGGCUGUUCCAGGUUCCAGCAAACUCCCACCCCUCCUGUUAUUCUGUCCUUUUGCCAGAGCCAAACUUUAUCUUGCCGGUUUCUCACACCUUGGCACCUAACUGACAAAUGAAAAGACCAGACAUCACAUUCCUUCUAGCUCUGUGACUGGCCAGUCUGCCCAGCUCACCUUUGGAGCAGUGGCGGCCUGACACUCUCCUCUUGGAUAUUCAAGCCAGAGAGGCCAGUGCCUCUUCACAAAGCCCCUAGCUUUCACCCCCUCUCCUGACUCCCACCCAAGCACCCUGAGUCCUCCCACCACAUCUGUGUUCUUUUCCAAUCCAAUUCCAUGCUAUCUUUCCCCCUGAAACUGAUCGAGAGGGUUUCUGUUAGGACAUACUGAUUAAAGAAAUGAGGACUUGGUACAUAAAGGAUUUCAGAAGAAAAAUCCAUGAUGUAAUGAGAGAGCUACCACAGACUACAGAGAGGCUAUUGUAUUCUUUUUUUGUCCAGAAACAAGUCAUAUUAAAGGGCAAGUCAU
Molecule: messenger RNA, 3298 nt
Organism: Lutra lutra (Eurasian river otter)
Lineage: Eukaryota; Metazoa; Chordata; Mammalia; Carnivora; Mustelidae
Gene: SH3RF2
Product: SH3 domain containing ring finger 2
Exons: 11
Coding region: 271-2490 (739 amino acids)
Biological process (GO): protein ubiquitination; positive regulation of JNK cascade; positive regulation of proteasomal ubiquitin-dependent protein catabolic process
Cellular component (GO): nucleoplasm
Molecular function (GO): ubiquitin protein ligase activity; protein phosphatase 1 binding
Source: RefSeq, a predicted model, not a curated record